Molecule: messenger RNA, 687 nt
Organism: Coccomyxa subellipsoidea C-169
Lineage: Eukaryota; Viridiplantae; Chlorophyta; Trebouxiophyceae; Coccomyxaceae
Exons: 6
Coding region: 1-687 (228 amino acids)
Biological process (GO): methylation
Molecular function (GO): nucleic acid binding; protein-lysine N-methyltransferase activity
Source: RefSeq, a predicted model, not a curated record
AUGGCGAGCCAGGCCAGCAAACCAAUCAACAUCAGGAAGUCCAAUGAGGAUCGCCGUAGUGAGGACAGCGAUCGCCCAAUGCUCUCUGCCGGCACCAUGGAGGCUCUGAACGAAUUCCUAUUGGAGACCCAAGCUGCCGCCAAUGGCACACAGAACCCCUUUGCAGAAAAUUGGGGGCUCUCACAGGCAAGGACUCUAUUCUGGUACACAGAGGAGACUGCUGGCCAUGUUGCAAGGGAGUGCGUGGAGGCAGCGGGUCCCAGUGGCCGCAUAGCCUGCAUUGCCUGCCCGUCCCUCUUCAGGCAGCUGCGCGCUCACUUCCCGGAUGCGAACGCACACCUCUUUGAAACGCUGGGAAAUUUCUCCCUCUACGAUUACAGGAAACCUCAUGCUGUGCCGGAUGAGCUGAAAGGAGCCUUCAACGUUGUCGUGGCAGAUCCACCUUAUCUGAGUGAGGAGUGCCUGCAGAAGACAGUUGAGACAAUGAAGGUGCUGGCCCGGAAUGAAAUCCCAAAGUUCUAUCUGCUCACUGGGGGGACCAUGAAGGAGCCUGCGAGGAAGCUGCUGGGCCUCAGGCCGACUGUCUACCGACCUCAGCACAAAACGAAGCUUGGGAAUGAGUUCCUGCUGUACACAACGUCAGAGGCGGCUGCAAACAGGCUGGGCGGCUGGGAUGAUGCAGCUUGA